Molecule: messenger RNA, 1911 nt
Organism: Acanthosepion pharaonis
Lineage: Eukaryota; Metazoa; Mollusca; Cephalopoda; Sepiida; Sepiidae
Source: the annotation of a GenBank genome assembly
AUGCUAACGACUGCCGCGGUGCGCCGUCUGAUGGAGCGGUUACACGCAGCCAGUGUUAAGUAUAGAACUAGCACAAACCGGAGUGUGGCUUUUCCUUAUUUAUCUCGACCUUUCUUUCUUUCAUUGUUUUCCUUUCUUUCUUUCUUUGUUUUUCUUCGUUUAUACAUCAUUUGUUUGUUCUUCCUUUCUUUCUGGUUCUUUGAAACUUUUUUUAAAGAAUUUCAUUUUUAUUUUUUUGCGUUCUUUUAUUGCUUUUCUUGCUAUCAUUGUUGUUUGUUUGUUUCUUUCUUUCUUUUGAAUCCUUUUCUUUCUAUCAUUGUUUGUUCGUUUCUUUCUUUCUUUUGCCUCCUUUUCUUUCUGUCUAUAUUUUCUUUACCGUUCUUUCUUUUCGGUCAACUUUCUUUCUUGCUUUGCACUUCCUACUCAAGUGUAAUUUACACUGAAAUAUUCAUUCUUUGUUUCAUUAAUUCUUCUUCCUGGUUUUCUUUCAUUUUUUUUUUCCUGCUCGAAAUUCCAGUCUUUCAUCAUUUCUUACCUGAAAGAAUGUCACUUUCGUUCUUUCUUUCUUUCUUUCUUUCUUUCUUUCUUUCCCACCUUUGUUUUUGCUCUUUCUUUCUUUCUUUCUUUCUUUCUUUCUUUCUUUCUUUCCAAGCAUUGUUUUUGCUUUUUCUUUCUUUCUUUCUUUCUUUCUUUCUUUCUUUCUUUCUUUCUUUCUUCUUUGCUGUCAUUCUUUCUUUCUUUCUUUCUUUCUUUCUUUCUUUCUUUCUUUCUUUCUUUCUUUCUUUUGCUUCCUUCUGUUUUCUUUCAUUACAUUCUUUAUUUUGUUCUUUUUUCUUUCUUUCUUUGCUUUCUUUCUUUCAUCGUUUUCCUUUUUGUUUGUUUGCUUUCUUUUGUUCUUUCCUUUCCUUCUUCAUGAUUUUUGUUUUCUUUCUUUCUUUGCUUUUUUCUUUGCUUUUUUCUUUCUUUCUUUCUUUCUUUCUUUCUUUCUUUCUUGUGCGCUUUCUUUCCUUGAUCUCUUUCUUUUUCUUUCUUUCUUAUCUAUCUAUCUAUCUAUCUAUCUAUCUAUCUAUAUAUCUAUCUAUCUAUAUAUAUAUAUCAUUUCUUUCUUUCUUUUUUUCCUUCGUUCGUUUUUCUAUCAAUUUGUCAUUCAUUUUUCAUUUUGAAUUAAUUCUUUCUUUUUUUUUCCCCACAUUUUGCGUUCCAUUCUUUCUUUCUUUCUUUCUUUCUUUCUUUCUUUCUUUCUUUCUUUCUUUCUUUCUUGUUCCAGUCAUCCUUUCAUUGUUUCUUUCUUUCUUUCGCUUCCAUUCCUUUUCUUUUUUUCUUUCGUCUUCUAGGCAUUCUUUCAUCGUUUGUUUGUUUGUUUGUUCUUUCUUUCUUUCUUUCUUUCUUUCUCGUCCAUUUGUUUGUUUGUUUGUUUCUUGCUUUCUUUCUUUCUUGUCCAUUUCUUUCUUUCUUUUUCGCCCAUUUCUUUCUUUUUUUCUUUUUUUAGCAUUUCUUAUUGUUCAAGCAAUGUGUUUCUUUCUUUCGUGUUCCAAUAUUUCUUUCUUUUUUCUUUACCGUUCCAGUCUUUCCUUCAUUUCAUUUGUUUCAUUCGUUCUUCCUUUUUUGUCCCAUUCUUUCUUUCAUUGUGUGUUUAUUUGGUUCGUUCUCUUUCUUUUUCUAGUAUUCAUUUUUCUUUCUUUAUUCAAUGUAUCUGUUACUUUCUUUAGUGUCCAAAUAUAUGACUCAUUCUUACUUUCUUUAUUCUUUCUUUUGCGUUCAAUGUUUUUCUCUCUUUCAUUCUUCCUUUCUUUAAUUAUUUUUUCUUUUGCGUUCAAUGUUUUUCUCUCUUUCCCGUUGUAUUCUUUCUUUCCUCAUUCAUUUGUUUGUUUCAUUUUUACUUUAGCAUUUCAAUUUUUUUAUCUUCUUUAG